Molecule: messenger RNA, 1311 nt
Organism: Triticum turgidum subsp. durum (durum wheat)
Lineage: Eukaryota; Viridiplantae; Streptophyta; Magnoliopsida; Poales; Poaceae
Source: the annotation of a GenBank genome assembly
AUGCUCCGGCUCCGGCGCAGCGUGCUCUCGAAGCUCCUCUCGUAUCCCUCCGUCUCUCCUCUCCACCGCCUCAUCUCCACCACGGCGCCGGCCCCCGCCGUCGCCCCCAGCACCGGGUUCGCCGUGGAGGAGUACCUCGUCUCCACCUGCGGCCUCACCCGACCGCAGGCCCUCAAGGCCUCCGCCAAGCUCUCCCACCUCAAGUUCCCCUCCAACCCCGACGCCGUCCUGGCCUUCCUCGCCGGCCUCGGCCUCUCCGGCGCCGACGCCGCCGCCCUCGUCGCCAAGGACCCCAAGUUCCUCUGCGCCGACGUGGGGAGAACCCUGUCCCCCGUCGCCGCGGGGCUCGCCGGCCUCGGCCUGUCGCCUUCCGAGAUCACCCGCCUCGCCUCGCUCGCCCCCGACAAAUUCCGCUCUAGAUCCAUCGUCUCCAAGCUGCACUACUACCUGCCUCUCGUCGGGUCCUACGAGAACCUCCUCGGGGUGCUGAGGUAUGGCUCCUGCCUCGUCUCGUCCGACCUGGAGACGGUGGUCAAGCCCAACGUCGCCUUCCUGCGGGAGUCCGGGCUAGCUGACUGCGACAUUGCCAAGCUGUGCGUCACUCUCCCAUGCCUGCUCACCUCCGGCUGGGAGCGCAUCCAGGCGUUGGUGCUGUGCGCCGAAGGCCUCGGCAUACCCCGUCGGUCCGGGAUGUUCAGGCACGCGCUGCAUGCUGUCGCGUUUGUCGGCGAACAGAAGGUCGCCGCCAAAUUGGAUUGCUUGAAGAGGACGUUUGGGUGGUCAGAUGCUGAGGUCGGCAUUGCUGUGUCCAAGUAUCCGAUGCUGCUGACUAAGUCUCACCACAUGCUGCAGAGCAAGUCAGAGUUCCUGAUCUCCGAGGGCUUCAAGGAGACUGGGAUAGGGUGGAGAGUGGAGAGGUGCGACGGAGAUCAGAAUCUGACUGCUGGCGGCCGCCUUCAGUGGCCGUCGUUUGGUGAUUCCAAAGCCCCAAACCCUCCUCCUCGCACGCCACCUUGGCCCCGCUGGCUUCCCGCCUCCCUCCGGCCCCUCAUGCUCAUGGCCGCCGCCACCUCGGCCGCAUUCUUCUCGUCCCGGGCGGCCACCGCCCAAUUGCCUCACGCCGCCUCGGCCGCGGCCCGCAGGGGGUUUGUCUCCUUGGGCAGGGCCGCCGCCGGCGGUUUCUCCUCCGGGAUUGGAAAAGCUGGAUGCAAGAUUGAAGCAGCUGGUGGUCAGGCUAUUACCUUUGGAGGAGAUGUUUCUAAAGAAGCUGAUGUGGAAUCUAUGAUGAAAGCAGUAGGUACCAACAGUUAA